AUGUUCGCAAGACUAGCAUCGAAAAACGCCGUCAAGCGUGUCUCUCAGGUGAGAUUCUUGUCGGUUCAUGAGUUCAGAUCAGCAUCUUUGUUGAAGCAGUACGGAGUGGGAACCCCUAAGGGAAUCGCAGCUUUCACACCAGAGGAGGCAUACGAGGCCGCCAAGAAGUUGGGCACGGAUGAUCUUGUUGUCAAGGCCCAGGCUCUCACUGGAGGAAGAGGUAAGGGACACUUUGACACCGGUUACAAGUCGGGAGUGCAUCUUGUCAAAGGUGCCGAGGAGGUCAAGCAGGUGGCCAAGGAGAUGCUCAACCACCAGUUGAUCACGAAGCAGUCGGGAGCCGCCGGAAAGCCCGUUUCUGCCGUCUACGUCGUCGAGAGAAAGUACCCACUUCACGAAUCAUACUUGUCGGUGGUCAUGGACAGAAAGAAUCAGUCUACGAUGAUCAUUGCCUCGUCUGAGGGUGGUAUGUCGGUCGAGGAGGUGGCCAAGAAGAACCCGGAGGCCAUCAAGAAGUUCCCAGUUAACAUCAACGAGGGCGUUUCGGAUGAGUUGGCCACGAAGAUCGCCUCAGGCCUGGGAUUCACUGCAGAUGCAGUUCCAAAGGCUGCCGCAGACAUCAAAACUCUUUACAAGAUCUUCAAGGAGAAGGACGCCACCCAGGUUGAGAUCAACCCUUUGACCGAGACCAAGGAGCACGACAUCGAGUGUGUUGACGCCAAGUUCAACUUCGACAAGAGUGCCGCAUACAGGCAAAAGGACGUCUUUGCAUGGAGAGACGUGUCGCAGGAGGACCCAGACGAGGUCGAGGCCUCCAAGUACGGCUUGAACUUCAUCAAGCUCAAUGGUAACAUCGGCUGCUUGGUCAACGGUGCCGGUUUGGCCAUGGCAACCAUGGAUGUUGUCAAGUUGUACGGCGGUGCACCUGCCAACUUCCUUGAUGUUGGUGGUGCCUCCACCCCAAAGACCAUCGAGAAGGCCUUUGAGUUGAUCAUGUCCGAGAAGAAGGUCAACGCCAUCUUCGUCAACAUCUUCGGUGGUAUCGUCAGAUGCGACUAUGUUGCAGAUGGUUUGAUCAAUGCCACCAAGAAUUUGGGCUUGAAGGUUCCUGUCAUCGCCAGACUCCGUGGUACCAACCUCGAGAUUGCCAGAAAGAUGAUCGAGAACAGUGGCUUGAAGCACCUUUACUUGUACUCUGACUUGGACGAGGCUGCCAAGAAGGCUGUCGAGCUUGGAAAGAUCUAA
Molecule: messenger RNA, 1245 nt
Organism: Brettanomyces bruxellensis
Lineage: Eukaryota; Fungi; Ascomycota; Pichiomycetes; Pichiales; Pichiaceae
Gene: LSC2
Product: succinate--CoA ligase beta chain
Exons: 1
Coding region: 1-1245 (414 amino acids)
Biological process (GO): tricarboxylic acid cycle; succinyl-CoA metabolic process
Cellular component (GO): succinate-CoA ligase complex; mitochondrion
Molecular function (GO): metal ion binding; ATP binding; succinate-CoA ligase (ADP-forming) activity
Source: RefSeq, a predicted model, not a curated record